Chlorocebus sabaeus (green monkey) is the source of this 4949-nucleotide messenger RNA. It is a transcript of the gene HERC3, whose product is annotated as HECT and RLD domain containing E3 ubiquitin protein ligase 3. NCBI's taxonomy places the organism in Eukaryota, Metazoa, Chordata, Mammalia, Primates, Cercopithecidae. Gene Ontology annotation, molecular function: ubiquitin-protein transferase activity. The record is from RefSeq and is a predicted model, not a curated record. Gene Ontology annotation, cellular component: cytoplasm.
GCGCAUUCCGCCGCCCGCAGGCUUGCGGGGAAACUUCCUUAUUAUUGUGACGCCGAAAUCGGAGAAACCCCGAGCCGGGCGAGAGGGGCUGUGACAGUCGGAGUCCCAAGCUGCGGUUCGGCUGCUGCCGAGAACCGCAGGGUGUGGAAUAUUUCUGGCUUCUAGUCCAAUGCCAAGUGUGUGACCUGUGGCUACAUGAUUCCCUGAAAGAUAAGAACAAUGUUAUGUUGGGGAUAUUGGUCUCUGGGCCAACCUGGUAUCAGCACCAACCUGCAGGGAAUUGUGGCUGAGCCCCAGGUGUGUGGGUUCAUAUCUGACAGAAGUGUCAAGGAGGUGGCCUGUGGGGGAAACCACUCUGUGUUCCUGCUGGAAGAUGGGGAAGUUUACACGUGUGGUUUGAACACCAAGGGGCAGCUGGGCCAUGAGAGGGAAGGAAACAAGCCAGAACAAAUUGGAGCUCUGGCAGAUCAGCAUAUCAUUCAUGUGGCAUGUGGCGAGUCCCACAGUCUGGCCCUCAGUGACCGAGGCCAGCUGUUUUCUUGGGGUGCAGGGAGUGAUGGUCAGCUAGGACUCAUGACUACUGAGGAUUCUGUGGCAGUGCCCAGGUUAAUACAAAAGCUGAACCAGCAAACAAUAUUACAAGUUUCCUGUGGCAACUGGCAUUGCUUGGCUCUUGCGGCUGAUGGCCAGUUCUUCACCUGGGGAAAGAACAGCCAUGGGCAGCUUGGCUUAGGGAAGGAGUUCCCCUCUCAAGCCAGCCCGCAGAGGGUGAGGUCCCUGGAGGGGAUUCCACUGGCUCAGGUGGCUGCUGGAGGGGCUCACAGCUUUGCCCUGUCUCUCUCAGGAGCUGUUUUUGGCUGGGGGAUGAAUAAUGCAGGGCAGCUGGGGCUCAGUGAUGAAAAAGAUCGAGAGUCUCCAUGCCAUGUAAAACUCUUACGCACACAAAAAGUUGUCUAUAUUAGUUGUGGAGAAGAACACACAGCAGUUCUCACAAAGAGUGGAGGUGUGUUUACUUUUGGCGCUGGUUCCUGUGGGCAACUUGGACAUGACUCCAUGAAUGAUGAGGUUAAUCCUAGAAGAGUUCUAGAACUGAUGGGUAGUGAAGUAACUCAGAUUGCUUGUGGCAGACAACAUACCCUAGCCUUUGUGCCUUCUUCCGGACUCAUCUAUGCAUUUGGUUGUGGAGCAAGAGGUCAAUUAGGAACUGGGCACACUUGUAAUGUCAAGUGUCCAUCUCCUGUCAAGGGUUACUGGGCCGCCCACAGUGGCCAGCUUUCAGCCCGAGCUGAUCGCUUUAAAUAUCAUAUCGUUAAGCAGAUCUUCUCUGGAGGAGACCAGACUUUUGUACUUUGCUCCAAAUACGAGAAUUCUUCUCCUGCUGUUGACUUCAGGACUAUGAACCAAGCACAUUAUACCAGUUUAAUAAAUGAUGAAACCAUAGCGGUUUGGAGACAAAAACUCUCAGAACACAACAAUGCAAAUACAAUCAAUGGUGUUGUUCAGAUAUUAUCUUCUGCAGCCUGUUGGAAUGGAAGUUUUCUUGAAAAAAAAAUUGAUGAACAUUUUAAAACGAGUCCCAAAAUCCCUGGGAUUGACCUGAAUUCAACUAGGGUGUUAUUUGAGAAGUUAAUGAACUCUCAGCACUCCAUGAUUCUAGAACAGAUUUUGAACAGUUUUGAAAGUUGCCUGAUUCCCCAGUUGUCAAGCUCACCACCAGAUGUUGAAGCCAUGAGAAUCUAUUUAAUACUACCUGAGUUUCCCCUACUCCAGGAUUCCAAGUAUUAUAUAACAUUGACUAUUCCCUUGGCUAUGGCCAUUCUGCGGCUGGAUACAAACCCCAGCAAAGUACUAGAUAACUGGUGGUCUCAGGUAUGCCCGAAAUAUUUCAUGAAGCUGGUAAACCUCUAUAAAGGUGCAGUCCUUUAUCUACUGAGGGGACGAAAGACAUUCUUAAUUCCCGUACUGUUUAACAAUUAUAUUACAGCAGCUCUCAAACUCUUGGAGAAGUUAUAUAAGGUAAAUCUUAAAGUGAAGCAUGUGGAAUAUGAUACAUUUUACAUUCCUGAGAUUUCCAGUCUCGUGGACAUUCAGGAAGACUACCUCAUGUGGUUCUUGCAUCAAGCAGGGAUGAAGGCUAGACCAUCAAUAAUACAGGAUACUGUAACACUUUGUUCCUACCCUUUCAUCUUUGAUGCCCAAGCCAAGACCAAAAUGUUACAGACAGAUGCUGAACUACAGAUGCAGGUGGCAGUCAAUGGAGCCAACCUGCAGAAUGUCUUCAUGCUUCUCACUCUGGAGCCUCUGCUGGCCAGAAGCCCCUUCCUGGUCCUUCACGUUCGCAGGAACAACCUUGUUGGAGAUGCUCUAAGAGAGCUGAGCAUUCAUUCUGAUAUUGAUUUGAAAAAGCCUCUCAAAGUAAUCUUUGAUGGUGAAGAAGCAGUGGAUGCUGGUGGUGUUACAAAGGAAUUUUUUCUUUUACUGUUAAAAGAACUUUUGAAUCCCAUCUAUGGAAUGUUUACCUACUAUCAAGAUUCAAAUCUCUUGUGGUUUUCAGAUACGUGUUUUGUAGAGCACAACUGGUUUCACUUGAUUGGCAUAACCUGUGGACUAGCUAUCUACAACUCCACUGUGGUUGAUCUCCACUUCCCAUUGGCUCUCUACAAGAAGUUACUCAAUGUAAAGCCUGGAUUGGAAGACUUAAAGGAGUUGUCACCCACUGAAGGAAGGAGUCUCCAAGAGCUUUUAGAUUACCCUGGGGAGGAUGUGGAGGAGACUUUCUGCCUCAACUUCACGAUCUGCCGAGAAAGCUAUGGAGUGAUUGAACAGAAGAAGCUGAUACCUGGGGGAGAUAAUGUGACUGUGUGCAAGGAUAACAGGCAGGAAUUUGUGGAUGCUUAUGUCAAUUAUGUCUUCCAAAUCUCAGUUCAUGAAUGGUACACAGCCUUCUCUAGUGGCUUCCUAAAGGUGUGUGGUGGCAAAGUCCUUGAGCUCUUCCAGCCUUCAGAACUGAGGGCUAUGAUGGUGGGGAACAGCAACUACAACUGGGAAGAACUGGAAGAGACUGCCAUCUACAAGGGAGAUUACUCGGCCACACAUCCCACUGUAAAACUAUUUUGGGAAACAUUUCAUGAGUUUCCAUUGGAAAAGAAGAAGAAGUUUCUCUUGUUCCUGACAGGCAGUGAUCGGAUUCCCAUCUACGGCAUGGCCAGCCUGCAGAUUGUCAUCCAGUCCACAGCCAGCGGGGAGGAGUACUUGCCAGUGGCCCACACUUGCUACAACCUUCUUGACCUCCCCAAGUACAGCAGCAAAGAGAUUUUGAGUGCCCGGCUGACCCAGGCCCUUGACAACUAUGAAGGGUUUAGUUUGGCCUGAGGCUCCUCAGCUUGUCCAAUAUUUCCCUUCCUUCCUCAAUGUCCACAUUGAGACCUAUACAGAAAAUCAUGGGGAGUGAUUUCUAUUUUUUUAUUGUCUAAGUGGGUUGGGACUUUAAAAUCCUGAGCCUGGUUGAUGUGUUUCUGGGAUUGUAUAGCAGUAAACAACCUUUUUGAAAAAUUAGGGGUUGGGGAUGGGGUAAAAAAUUGGCCCUUGUAUGGGAGGUGUUUUUGUUUGUUUUGUUUUAAACCAAACUACCCAGUAUUCCUUGCACUUGUGAAUGUGUUGCACUCUGCUGGAUGAAAUGGCAGUGGAUUUUUAAACUUUCAUUUCCCAAAUAUCUCUCUCAGCCCUGAUCUUUUCUCACAAUGCUUCCUUGUCCUUCUUUUAACUUCUCAUUCCUCUAUGAGAAUGAUUUAGACUGAUCCGCCCUUUCUUAUCUGCGCAUGCAAGAACAUCACCUUCCUCUGUACACUUGGGAAUGCCUCUGGCUUGUUGCAGCCCUCCUUUAACCCAAAGGAGGAAAGGACUACUUCAGAAUCUCCCAAUUCCAAAAAGCUGACUCUGGGUCCAUUAUUUUGGCAGAACUCCUAAGAAUUUAUGGGAGCCUAUAUAAACAUAUCUUGCUUUUAAAAAGUUCUUGAGGGAAUAGCAACUUUCCCAUGGCUGUGCCUAUUUCCUAGACCUUUUAAAAGAUGUGCAGAGCAGCUUAGCAUUCAUUGUAGCUGAGCCUAAUUUUGUUUUCUUGCUCAUCCUUUUCCCUUUGACAAUGAGGUUAAUUGAUAGACCCAUCACCCCUUCCGCUCUCGCUUUUGGAGCAAAUUGCAUUAACUAUUUUGAGUCUCUAUAUUGUCCAAGAAAAGUAGAAAUAAUAAAUUUACUUUCCCCUUUUCUAUCACCUUAUGUCCUCUACUAUUUUCUCCUUGCUCCCUUCCCUAAUUUUCUCCUUUUCAUACCCUGCUUCCUCCCUGAUUUUCCUUUCGUUUCUUCUUUAUUUUAUCCCAUUCUUUGUUACUUGACUCAGUGCUCCCUUCCUCUCCUCUCCUAGUGGAUGCAUGCAGCCUUUUUUUCAAUUUUUAUUUAAAUUGCAAAAUUUUUACUCAGAUUUUUUUCCUCUUCCCUAAUUGCUAAGAUUUAAGGACGUUCUUUAUUAUGAAACUUUAUCACAUUCGAAAUGUUUGUUUACAGUGGGAUUUUAGGGGGGAUUGUGUUUAAAUCAAAUAUAUGUAUUUUAAAAAUAAUGACAUGCUCAACCUUCCUCAUCAUGGAGUAAGAAAAUUCUACAUGAUUAAAGAAUCCAUGUAAGUCUAAUUUUAAAUUCCUGGUAACUAGAGAAAAGACUUAUUUAUAUAAAAUGAAGUAUUUAUGAACUGUGAUAAAGCAUCAAAUCUUGAUGAAGGAUUGUAGAUUUUUGCUUUUUUUGUUUUUAAAACUUAUUCCAAUUGCUAAAUUGGUAGUUUUUCAGUCUUUAUAAAUACAGGAUUAAAAAUAUAUAUACAGUUAUAUGAAAUGUUUAUUUUCUAUGUGUGUGCAUAUAGUUCAAUAUUAUGCAAUAAAUUUGGUGUUUUAACUUAAAA